UAUUUAUCCUGCGAUCUACCUGUGUUUGGUUGCGCUAAAGCAUUGCGGUUACAUGACGAUUACGGGAUAGGCAUGGUGUGAAUCACUGAGGUGAGUCAAUUGUAGGCUUUAUCCCGUUGAAGCAAUUUCUUGAAUAUUGGGUAAACAUCUCUAAAGACAAGAAACUCAUUUUCAAACACCGCCCUCCUGCCGCAAGCAACUCAACAAAGAUAGAAGCACCAGAGCAGCGAUUUAACAGAAGCAUACGUAGACCAGAGUGAGAGGAAGAAGACACGAUGGCAGAGAACAAGAUGGGGCCAAACAUUGGGGCUGGUGCUGGAGUUUUUGCCAAACUGGUCCAAAAGUCAUUGAAUCGAGCUCAGGAGAAGGUCAUGCAGAAACUGGGUAAGAACAUGGAGACAAAAGAUGAACAGUUUGAACAGUACUCCCAGAACCUUCUCAAACAACAGAAUGAUGGCGGCAGGCUAUUCAAAGAAGUCAAAGCGUACUUCAGUGCAGUGAAAGUGAUGCAUGAGACCUCCAAGCGACUGUCCCAGACGUUAAGAGAUGUCUACGAACCCGACUGGCAGGGAGGAGAGGACCUGUCUGUCAUCAUGGAGAGUGAGGACUUGCUGUGGAAUGAUUAUGAAGAGAAACUAACAGACCAGAUAGUCCACACCAUGGAGAAUUACACUGGACAGUUUCAUGAAGUCAAGGAACGAGUGGCCAAACGCGGUCGGAAGCUAGUAGACUACGAUUCCUCACGCCACCACUUGGAGGCGUUGCAGAAUGCCAAGAAGAAAGAUGAUGCCAAAAUCACCAAGGCGGAGGAGGAGUUCAACAAAGCCCAGAGUGUGUUUGAGGAAAUCAACAAAGAGAUGAGGGAGGAGCUUCCUGUUCUCUAUCAAAGCCGGAUUGGAUGCUACGUGACCGUCUUUCAAAACAUUUCCAACCUGAGGGAUGUCUUCUAUAAGGAAAUGAGUGUGCUGAACCAUGAGCUUUACAACGUGAUGAAGAAGCUGGAGACUCAGCAUUCAGGAAAAGCUUUUAUCAUCAAGGGCCUUAACAGCACCAAGUCCAAGAAGAGAAAAUCCCUGGUCAUCUCAGCGCCUAUCCCCUGUAACACAGCCUUCCCCUCGGAACACACAGCUCUCCACGCAUCCGCAGCCCCGGAGAACGGCAAAGAGACCUGUACCCAGAGCAUCCCUGAGGAGCCCUCUGCCAACUCAGGAGAGGCAGAUGAGGGCACUGGCACGGCGGACCCUUGCGUCGUCACCUCUGAAACGUAUGACUUCUCGGACGAGAUGAGCUCCAACGGCACCGCUACGCCCAACAGACGGUCGGUGUGCGACAGCGACAACGGGGUCGGGAGUGAAGUCGCAUCAGAGGGUCUGAGUGACCUCCAAGAGGGCGGUGCUUCGGAAGGGCAGGGCCCUAGCCAAUUGGAGGACUCCUCUGCCGUAGAAGAGCAGGUUCAAAGGUCAGAGGUGACCUCUGGAGGUGAGGUCAUGACCAGUCAGAAGGCUGUGGCUGAGUCCACAGAGAGCGACGUCCCACAUGACACUGACCAGGCUGAUCCUCCAGAGCAUGGCAAAGCCAGGGCUCCACACCUCUCAUUCCCCCCCUCUGAGAGGCACUCCUUCCCCCCUGCAGAGGCCAGCCAAGUGGAGGUGGUGGAAGAGAAGGGAGAAGGAGCUUCCCAGGCCCUGCAGGCAGGUGACACAAAGAGCAAUGGAAAUGACUCAGACUCCCAGAAUCCACCUGGUUUCAUUUUCAAGGGCGUGGCGCUGGAGGGUCACAUUUCAGAAGACGGCACGCUGCAGUAUGACGUGGAAGACGUGAUUCUCAUCCUCGCCGACACAGAGGAGAAGCAGGAAGGCAUGGCCAAGGUGGUGAGGGAGAAGACCUGUAUCCAGCAGGGAGAUCUAUCAGAAUGAGCCAAUUGCGUUAUCUCAUUUCCUGUCUUCCCCUCGAGCUGUGGUGACUCAUUGAGUGUUCAUGUGCUAUUAGGAACUCUGACAUUUCCGACUUGCUAACUGGUUGUCGUUAUACACGUGCCGCGUUCAACCAGUUAGCAUCGGAAAUGUCAGAGUUCCGAUUAGCACAGCAGCACACAAAAUGGCAAUGGACAGAGAUGGGGUGUGGAGGACUACGUAAGGGAAAAAAACAGGAACACAAGCCCAUGUGCCUAUUAAUCACACGCUUCCAUGUCUCAACUUGUCGGAAGAUACCGAUGAGUGUCAUACUUACCGAAAUAUAUAUAUAUAUAUUUUUAAAGAAUGUUAGUUUGUUUACACAUGUUUUUGAUCUACAGUAUUUUGGCCUUGUUUGUGUUAUCAUUGUGUAAGUCUUGAAACUGUGAAACUUAUAGAAACCUUUUUUUAUAUAUCAAUGCCAUUGAAAGAUUCCUAGUUGAAUAAAGUUAUGUGAGAGGAA
This is a messenger RNA of Coregonus clupeaformis (lake whitefish), 2415 nucleotides long. Its product is annotated as bridging integrator 2. Gene Ontology annotation, biological process: phagocytosis, engulfment; podosome assembly; plasma membrane tubulation. The transcript has 13 exons. The coding region runs from base 276 to 1916 and encodes 546 amino acids. Lineage: Eukaryota; Metazoa; Chordata; Actinopteri; Salmoniformes; Salmonidae. Gene Ontology annotation, cellular component: cytoplasm; phagocytic cup; podosome. The record is from RefSeq and is a predicted model, not a curated record. Gene Ontology annotation, molecular function: phospholipid binding; protein binding.